AUGAAUACGGCGACGAGGUGGAUAGGAGUGCUCUCGGGACUUCUGCUGUUUCAAUAUUCAGUCGCUGUAGUAGCAGAGCAGGUGGUAACAGCCCCUUUGAGUGUAACACCCUCGAUCAGUUGGUACGGAUAUGACGGGUCCUGGUCGGCAAUAUCGUUGAGAGUUGGAACCCCUCAGCAAUGGGUUGAUGUUAUGGUCAAUACUGUGAGCUCUGAGACUUGGGUUGUAGGUCCUUCGGGAUGCGUUGGAGGAAACUCCCUAUGCACCUCUGCCAGAGGAGCCAUUUUCGAUCUCGCGACCUCAUCAACAUGGCAAGAUCAAGGGUUUUACAAUUUGGGAGUUGAUGGUCGGUUCGGUGGUAUGGGGUAUGCGCAAUAUGGCUUGGACGACAUAACGUUUGGCUCCACUGGUAUAACACUCAACAACACCAUCAUCGGGUCUAUCAAUACAACUGAAUACUGGCUGGGCAUGUUUGGAUUGGGAGUAGUUCCAGGGAAUUUCAGAAACAUCACCUCUCUUCCCGCUAUUAGUGGUCUUGUGGAAAAGAAUAGUGCUAUUCCGACACACAGUUAUGGCUACACCGCUGGAGCAAAAUACCAACAAAAGGGUGUGCCCAUUUCAUUGACCUUAGGCGGAGUCGACACCAACCGAUUUCAACCUCACAAUACAACGUUUAAUCUUAAUCCUAGCAAAAACCCACAAGCUAGCAUAAACUCUAUCACAGUGGUAUCCUCAGCGAGUAGCAAUAAUUGGACAACGCAAACUCAACUUGCUUCAACUGCUGACCGAGUCUCUGCUAUCAUCGACAGUACAACUCCAUAUCUAUGGCUACCACAAUCGAUAUGCGAUCGUUUUGCAACAACUUUAGGAUUGACUUACAACACGUCAUUGAAAAUCUAUACGUAUGAUAAUAAACCUGGACAACAUGAUGCACUUAUGAAUUCUCAAUUGAGCUUUACAUUCAGCUUGUCUGACUUGUCUAGCUCAGAAAGCAUCGUCAACAUCACUUUGCCUUACGCGGCAUUUGACCUUCAACUUACAUUUCCAAGUCCACUGUUGAAUGCAACUUAUGGUUCGGCAGACUCAACAAAGAACUAUUUCCCCCUUAAGGUUGCAGAAAAUGAAGCAGAAUAUACCAUUGGUCGGGCCUUCUUACAGGAGGCUUAUAUCAUUACCGACUACGAGAGAAAUCAAUUCUCAAUUCAUCAAGCUGUUCACACUUCAGAUCCUAUUGGAAACACUAGCAUUGUAGCAAUCACACGUCCUGGAGAUAGUACAUUUACUCCACCGGAAACCACGUCGAAGACAAAGUCGAAAAUUUCAUCGGGAGUCAUCGCUGGGAUUGCGGUUGGUGCCGUUGCAGGAGUGGCCUUGUUACUUCUUCUAGUUUUCUGUCUAUGUCGACGGAAAAGGAAGCAGAAGACGCAAGCGGUUUCAGAUGAGAAGCCUAUCGUUGUGGAUCAAUCACAUUCUAUAUUCAACAGAUUCCGCAAGAAGCCAACAGGGGCACCUGUCAACGAGGCAGCGGGGAGCACAGUCUAUGCUACAGAGGUUGGUGCUGAUGCAUCACAUGAAAGAUUUGAGCUUCCUGCUUCGUUACCUGCGGAGCUUGACAGUGAGGCAGGCACAUUGAGUGGUACCACCGAAUACGGACAUUCAACACAAGACUCAAGCAACAGCAUUUCUGCAUAUGAGAGGGCGAGACGCAAACAUGAACGUCAAAUGGCAGGAGGCUUCCCAACUCCACUCUCGCAAGACGAAUAUCCGGUCGAAAAGUCAGAACAAGACGUUGCUGUGAAUCCCGUCCAUCGACAUCUCGAAAUUCCGGAUUCCGAGGGUCAUACACCACUGGUGUCACCUGUUGGGGAUUCCCAUACCAUAUCCACAGUCAGUGGCCAGCCAUCACCUAUUUCUGCUGGAUUCGUGUCUGGGCCGACAAGUCCUAUCAGUCCUCCGCCUAACUAUCGCAGAAUUGCACCGGGUAAUGUGGUAUAUGCAGGACCGCUUCCGGAUAAUGUUACAUUACCACAAGUGGUACCUGAAGUAAUUGGCCCGGAUAGACGGGUAAGACCGUCGGAGCAAACGCUUCUUACCGAACCUGGGACGAUGAGUGAUUCGGAGGGAAUGUCGAGCACAUUAGGAAGUCACUUUACCGAGAACGAAGAUGCGGGGACUGAUUUGUAUAACAACACCGACCCAAUCCGUCAACCCCACAGUCCCGUUUCGAGCGCCAGUCCAGGCGGCACUGUCUUCGGUACCGAUAAUCACAGUGUGAGCGCUGCCACAUUCAGCAGUAACCAUACUCGUCUCCCUCCGCCUUCGAUUGGGGUUCACAGUCCAGGCCACGAUGGUCGGAUCAUACGCGAGGAAGACGAGUCGAAAUUUCUGCGUGAAGAUAUGAUCGCGCUACGUGCAGAUAUGCAAGCGAGAGAGGUUCUCAAUCCUUAUCAAGGUCGCACGCAUAUUCAUGGAGAGGACUUGGUACAUGUGCCCGUUCCUGCUGCGGAGAGGUUCUCAUUCGAGGAAGAACGAAUUAAUGAUGGGAGUGGAACAAAGUAA
Molecule: messenger RNA, 2559 nt
Organism: Glarea lozoyensis ATCC 20868
Lineage: Eukaryota; Fungi; Ascomycota; Leotiomycetes; Helotiales; Helotiaceae
Product: Acid protease
Exons: 4
Coding region: 1-2559 (852 amino acids)
Biological process (GO): proteolysis
Cellular component (GO): fungal-type vacuole
Molecular function (GO): aspartic-type endopeptidase activity
Source: RefSeq, a predicted model, not a curated record